CUUUGACCGCACAGGCAAUAACUCUUCCAUCUUUUGAAGAAUAUAGACUCGUAUGGUUUUGUGUCUGCAUUGACAGCAUUACUUCCGUCAUGGCUUCUAGCUUCCGCGAAAUCAUUGAUCCCAAUUGGAGCGAGAAUCUCCCUCGCAAUGUACAGGACUUCGUCUUCAAAAAUAACGAGAGUUUCGAUGAGAGCCUUACGAUUGUGGACCGCAUUCUGGAGCCAUCAACGAUGUUUCGGUUCUUAGAAUUUGCACUUGAUGGAAAAUUACCCUCCGGUGGGACGACAAGCUUACCCCUCCUCCCUGGGGAACUAAUUGAGAGUCAUUUGAUGGCACCAUAUGAAACUUGGGCACCAGGGCCACACGACGUAUUCGGCGGCAGUCCUUUCCAUCAAAUCUUAGUCAGGAUUGGGUCGGACAAAGACCCAAGCCGCUUAGUUCCUGUCGAGAAAGGCGUGCACGCCAUGAAAGGCCGACUCUGGGAAGGCGUACUACCCGUUUCUGAAGAACGCUGGGAGCAGAAACAAUUAGAUAGGCCGGAGAACCAUCAUUUGGCCUGCCGUUAUCUUGGGCAGGUGAUCGAGGUUUUCGACUAUCUCGAACAUCCGCGGAUUCUGCCCUUGCGUGGAUCCACCUAUAUGUUGAUCUACCAGCAUUUCUAUGAUUUCGACAAAGUCGUCAAUAACCUACCUGAACGGCUGCACCAACCCAAAAUUGGACUGUCUGCCCUCUGGAAUGAAUAUAUGACUUCGCAUUAUACCGCCAUGGCUGCCAGAGCCCAUUCAUGGGUCAUCUCCAAAACGAUAGCGCUGAGGGAACGAGAUGAGAAUCUACUCACGGAGCCCACCAUCACGAGAGAGUCGCUUGCUAUCGCAAACAUGAUUCACGAUUUGGCCGAGUUAGCUUUCUGCGCCGAUUCACGAAUUUUCAUAACCAUGCCCCGGAUGACUUGUCCCGUUGGGAGAGUCCUUCCAGGGCUAUCUCAACGCCGUGAGCAAAUGUCCAGAGCACUUCGACUGAGGACACGAGAGAUUAUGAUGCAAGAGACGGUUCACCAUUUUCAUGUAGGCAGGGAAGCUGGAUCGAUGCAACAACCGGGUCUAGCCGAAACGUCUCAAGUCCAGCGUGAAGCGCAACAGGAAGUACGACUGCAAUGGCGCGGGGAGCCGCUAGACUUACCACCUCAACCGUGGAUUAGAAAAUUGAAGGAGCAACUGGACGCGGCAGAUGAGAAGGAAAAGUCGUGGGGGUUUUCAAUCUAUAAACUCACGUAUCAAGCGAGCGACGGAGACUGGGCCAGAUUUCAGCAAAAAUUGAAUGCGGAUCUCCAGGAUUGGGGAAGAGGCCUGAAGGGCGCCAGUGACGUCAAAGCUAUGGCCAAGUUAACAUGGUAUGAUGGGCAGAAGCUCGGCCUUCGAGAAGAUAACAUCGAAGAUGCAAUGAGACACUUCCGCACAGUGCCUCCGUUCGGCAAGGGAACUUGGGAUAAACACGUCUUUCUAGUCGUUGACGCAGCAUCCUACGACUCGUACAUGUACGGUUCACCUUUCUCGCAGAUGCUGUUACCUGGCGAUACAGGCGGUUUUGUGACCGCUGUAGAGUGCGACUUCAACCCGAACGAGCAACGCGACCGUGCAGAGGAGUCUCCGCUUUGGGCCGGACGCCUUCGCAUUUUGGGCAACCUUGUCUAUCCGGAAUUAUUUGCAUUAUUGUUUGCGCAGAUGCAAGACCUUGAGCAUAUGUGGCCGUUCGCGAUGAACCAUCCAGAUCUAAUCUACACUGGAUUUACCGUCAAGGCGCAAGUUGACCGUUGGAAGAAGGUUACCUUGUUGAAGUUGAAGCUGUUUGAGUUGUUUAGCAGCCACUGCAAGGAUACGAGUUGAGAUACGCCUUUCACAGGCGAUGGAUUAUUUACAGUGCAUACCGUACGUUCGGUUUGAGAGAGAGUAGGAUAUACCUUGAUACAUCGAUGAUUUCCUCUAUGCUUCUCGGAAGUCUGGCUUGUUUGCCAUUUUGCCAACAGUAAUACAGUUAUUUAUUGUCGUCCACCUUCCCCUCACCACAACCGCUUCGCCUAACCGUGGUGUCCAGCGUCGUCUCCGCACAAAUCAUCGUCCCAGGAAUAGGCAAACACGGCCCCCACACCGCAGCGCUCUUCGUCGAGAACCUUGCAGUGGGCAUCGUCGGCAAAACCGUCGGUAACAUCGUGCUGACUGGUGGAGAAAUAUGUAAACGUAGUCGCAGGGGUUGGGAAGGAGAGACUGCCUCCUGGCAAUGUAGAAGGCCGCAUUGGAGGAACUGGGACGGUGAUGGUCAGAGUAAAUGAGAGUGCUGUGCUACUCGUUGAGAGAAGG
Molecule: messenger RNA, 2354 nt
Organism: Westerdykella ornata
Lineage: Eukaryota; Fungi; Ascomycota; Dothideomycetes; Pleosporales; Sporormiaceae
Exons: 3
Coding region: 90-1883 (597 amino acids)
Source: RefSeq, a predicted model, not a curated record